Messenger RNA from Malania oleifera, 811 nucleotides. RefSeq lists its product as uncharacterized. The record is from RefSeq and is a predicted model, not a curated record. The coding region runs from base 142 to 753 and encodes 203 amino acids. The transcript is spliced from 3 exons. NCBI's taxonomy places the organism in Eukaryota, Viridiplantae, Streptophyta, Magnoliopsida, Santalales, Ximeniaceae. Gene Ontology annotation, cellular component: chloroplast.
GAAGAGAAGUUUUCAGUUAGCUGAAAAUUUUAAAACAACUGAAUUCAUAGCCUCAAGUUGAUCUUCCGGAAUUAACUUGCAACUUUGAAAAAAAAAAAAAACCUAAAUUAAAAAAAUCUCUUGAUGUGUUAAAAUUUAAAAAUGGCUGUCGUGAGUGUCAGUGCGGUGUCUCUCCACCCACACCCUUCCGGCGCUCAUCCUCCCACUGUAUUAUUUCUGAAACCGAAACACAGUCACCGUCUCUUCAAACCCUGCCGCCCGUCGUCGCCGCUGCCGUUGCCGCCACCGCCGCCGCCUUCUUUCAGGACUGCAGCCUCUCCAUCGGACGGAACUGAAGACAGAGUAGCUGCUGAGAAAGAUCCUCCCGCUGCCUUCUCCGGUUCAUUAUCCUCUACUCGGACACAAUUGGAUCUCUUAGGUCAACUCACUUCCGCAAGCUCAUUCGACGAUGGACCAGGAUAUGAAAGUGACAGUAGCUCUCGGAAGCUCACAGUCAAAGAUCAGCUGGCACAAAUUGUCGGGGAUCGAGAUGAUGAUUUCAGCAUUCCUCUGGGGAAAAAUCUGAAGAAGUUUAGUGCCAAGUUCCUUACGAUCGCGCAGAAGAGAAACAUCAAAAGGCAAGCUUACCUUGAAGAACUAUCCCAGAGGAAUGAUACCGCUUUCUUUGCCACGAUCGCAGCGUUCGUCAUUUCCCCACCCCUUAUCAUAUUAGGGAUUGCUAUAGCGAUUGGCUAUGUGCAGCUUUUUCCAUGACAAACACCUUAAACUAAAUAUAGUGAAAUCAUAAUUUUAAGAAAUCUUUAUUGUAUUC